Molecule: messenger RNA, 1326 nt
Organism: Stylophora pistillata
Lineage: Eukaryota; Metazoa; Cnidaria; Anthozoa; Scleractinia; Pocilloporidae
Biological process (GO): signal transduction
Cellular component (GO): plasma membrane
Molecular function (GO): signaling receptor activity
Source: RefSeq, a predicted model, not a curated record
ACUAUCUUUUUUGAUCCCUUUAGAUAACCAGACCAUUGCGAUUCUUACAGCUGUCUUUGUUGCGUCGUUAGUAUUUGCUUUGGUUUUGUUAUUGGGUUUUAUGUACUACCGCCGACGUAAAUAUUACAGUCAUACUAAGAUUGUAAAUCCUUUGAAAGGUCUGAAAUUUGAGUUUGACGCAUUCAUUAUAUACAGUUCCCACGACUCAGAAUGGGUGGUGAAAACCCUUCUUCCGAUUCUUGAGGAAAAGCAUCAGUUAAAGUGUUGUGUACACUACAGAGAUUUCACUCUUGGAAUACCCAUUCGGCAAAAUAUGGUUGACAGCGUCUACAAAUCCAAGAAAACGGUGGCUGUUGUUUCUACUAAUUUUUACAACAGUAACUAUUGCGGGUCUGAGCUGGACUACGCCCUCCACCGACUCAUGGAAAAAAACGAUGAUAGCUUGGUUGUCAUCAAACUUGAUGAUGUUGACAGAAAUAAACUUCCCAAAGAACUACAAAACAGGAGUUAUAUAGAUUAUCCAAAAUCACUUGAAAAAGUAAAUUGGGAGAAAAAAUUGAUUAAAUGUUUAAAGGUCGCUGGUUAACUAGAAAAUUAUCGAACCAUUAUGAAAGCAAGCAUUUUCGAUACGCAACAGGAACAGCUACAUUUAUUUGUAUUCUAACUUUCUUGUAAAUUCAAAAAUAUAUAGCAAAUUGAAUUGGUGAAUAGACAAAAGCUGUAGCUGGGUAACCAGAAUAGCAAGAGGGCCAAACUGGUUGAGUGUCAAUAGGCUUAGGGGAGAUCACCUAAUUAACCUGCACCUCACAACGUAGGGGUGCAUUCUUGGAUUAUAAGUAGUGUCUGAAGUUAAUGUAAGCCAUUAUGAAUUUUAACGUGGCUGUGAAUGUUAAUCAGAUGUAUGUAACACUUGUUUCUGCGCCAAUGGCGACCUGUUCUUUUUUUCCAAUGUGUACAGUUAGCAUACAGGUUUGCCCAUUGACAUGAGAACGCUAUCGACUGUUGUUGAGGAUACAAAAAACAACAGCAUAUAAUUCCUGUUUUAGAAUGGAAAGUAGUCGGCUAAGGUUCACUUAUGUUCAGAGCUAAACUCGAGUAUAAGUAAUGACUGAUUAAUACCGAGCGUUUGAACUUCUUUUGAACAUCCAGUUAGAAUGAUUUCUUGUAUUUGUUAAUAUGGACGGUGGUUUACCAAUUUAGAAGCAGCUAUGCCGUAUCAUAAGGCAAACAGACAGCAUAUGCUACGUUCACUGCGAUAGCUUUGACCAGAACCUAUAUCGCUCGCAUGAAUUUUUAAGCUUCAAAAUAAAGGUAGUUUCAGAAAGA